Molecule: messenger RNA, 7054 nt
Organism: Girardinichthys multiradiatus
Lineage: Eukaryota; Metazoa; Chordata; Actinopteri; Cyprinodontiformes; Goodeidae
Product: neuropilin-1a-like
Exons: 18
Coding region: 738-3587 (949 amino acids)
Biological process (GO): angiogenesis; vascular endothelial growth factor signaling pathway; axon guidance
Cellular component (GO): membrane
Molecular function (GO): vascular endothelial growth factor receptor activity; semaphorin receptor activity
Source: RefSeq, a predicted model, not a curated record
AAUUCAUCUGGCUCGAUCUUUCUCGCCGACACUGUCCACAUCAUAUUGUGUCACUGAGCCGCAAGCCAUCAUGAGUUUGCGUGAAAAAUCCUCCUCCUCUUCCUCCUCUUCCAGCCCCACACUCACGCACUCACGCGUCCGGAGCGCACAGAGGGCGCACCGGUGUCAGUCAGCUCCAGCCCUCCUCUGCAACGGUCGCUUGUUGUUGGUUGCGCUCAGCGGCGUCUCGGAGCAGGAAUUUUGGGGGAGUGGAAAUUCCAGCGUUUCGGGCUCCUGACGACCCGACUUUGUGUUUCUGACAGCUCAGCUGCGAGCAGAGAGAGAGCUGAACUCAAAUCACACGGAUUGGAGACCAGGAGAGAUCCGAUUUUUUCCCUGACUGAACAGUGGUUUUGUUCUUGUGUUUUAUUUUACUUCCCUCUUGGAAGCAUGUGAUUUUUCCUGGUGAGGUCAGAAUUUUAAAAGGGGAAACGGGAGCGCAGAGGUGCCACUUUUGCCCAUUGGAUUUUUCUCCUCUUUUGUUUUUUUGUUUUUUUUACGUUUGGAAUUAUUUUCUUCUAGGAGAUGCCAAGUUGCUCCCUGUGAAACGCAGGAUGCUGGGGACUCCACAACCACCAGAUAUCUUACUCUAAGAGAAUCUCUGGUCUUUCUUCUCUCGCUGGACGUUUCUCUUCUUUGGUCUUUUCUCCUUUUAUUUUUGGUUAAUCAUAUUAUCUGUGUGGUGCCAUAUAAUAAGGAUGCGUUGUGGAUUUCUAUUGUUCCUUUUCACCCAAAUCAUCUCGGUGUCUCCAUUAACUCAGACUGAUAAAUGCGGGGGAAACAUAGUGAUCCAUGCGGCGGACUACCUGACUUCCCCGGGUUACCCCAGCGCCUACCCGCCCUCCCAGCUCUGCGUGUGGGUGAUAACCGCCCCUGAAGCCGGUCAGAAAAUCUUGAUCAACUUCAACCCGCAUUUUGAUCUGGAGGACAGAGACUGCAAGUAUGACUAUCUGGAGGUCUACAACGGCGGAAAUGAACUUUCGUCCUUGCUGGGAAAGUUUUGCGGGAAAAUUGCGCCCUCUCCAAUCAUCUCCAGUGGCGGACAGCUCCUUAUCAAGUUCGUUUCCGACUAUGAAACCCAUGGGGCUGGAUUUUCUGUUCGAUAUGAGGUCCUCAAGACAGGUCCAGAAUGCUCCAGGAACUUCACCGCUCCCAGUGGCAUCAUUGAGACACCGGGUUUUCCCGAGAAGUACCCCAACAACCUGGACUGCACCUUCAUGAUAUUCGCCUCCAAGAUGGCAGAAAUUAUUGUGGAGUUCUACAGCUUCAACAUGGAACCCGACUCCACGCCGCCGCCCGGCGCCGUCUGCCGAUACGACUGGUUGGAGAUUUGGGAUGGCUUCCCUGCAGUGGGUCCUCACAUCGGCAGAUACUGCGGCCACACAUCCCCGGGACGCGUCAUCUCCUAUACAGGCAUCCUAUCCAUGACCAUCACCACUGACAACGCCAUCGCCAAGGAGGGGUUCACGGCCAACUACACGAUCCGAGAGAGGAGCCCGCCCGUUGGGCACGAGCAAGAAAACUUCGCCUGCAUGGAGCCACUGGGCCUGGAGUCUGGGGAAAUUACUUCAGAGCAGAUCAAGGCCUCCUCCCAGUAUAACUCCAACUGGUCACCAGAACGCUCCCGACUUAACUACCAGGAGAACGGCUGGACACCCUCAGACGAUACCAUCAGGGAAUGGAUACAGGUCGACUUGGGGUUUCUCAGAUUUGUCACAAGCAUCGGGACCCAGGGUGCGAUUUCAAAGGAGACCAAAAAGCAAUACUACGUCCGUUUCUACAAAGUGGACCUGAGCACCAACGGAGAGGACUGGAUCACAGUGAAGGAGGGCUCAAAACAGAAGAUCUUUCAAGGAAACCACAAUCCAACAGAUGAAGUCCGUGCCUUCCUCCCCAAACCGACACUGACUCGAUACGUUCGUAUCCGCCCUCAUAGCUGGGAGCAGGGCAUUUGCAUGCGCUUCGAGGUCUACGGCUGCAGAAUAUCAGAUUACCCGUGCUCGUCGAUGUUAGGCAUGGUGUCGGGGCAGAUCCCCGACGCUCAGAUUAGCGCUUCGUCCUUCGCCGACCGGGGCUGGGUGGCCGAGAACGUCCGGUUAUUGACGGGCAGGUCGGGAUGGACCGGGCAGCAGACCAAGCAGCCGUUCAGGAACGAGUGGUUACAGGUGGAUCUGGGCCAGGACAAGAUGCUGAGCGGUGUGGUGAUCCAGGGAGGAAAACACCGUGACCGCAACGUUUAUAUGAAGAGGUUUAAGGUGGGCCACAGCCUGGACGGUGACAGCUGGACCGUCAUUAAGGAGGAGAACACGACAAGGCCGAAGAUAUUUAUGGGGAAUCAGAACCAGGAAACCCCAGAGGUGAGAUUGCUUGGUCCACUUCUGACCCGAUUCGUCCGGAUCUACCCAGAGAGAGCAACCACAGAGGGUGUGGGUCUGCGUCUGGAACUGCUGGGAUGUGAACUGGAGGAGGUAACUACAACAGGGCCUCCCACCACUCCGCCUUCCUCCACACUCUCCAUGACCACGUUUGGUGCGACCACUGCAGGGCCGACCACAGUUCCCAACACAACGCCCAGUUCAGAGUGCGAGGAUGGGCAGCAGGACUGUGGUGAUGAAACCGAGGCUACCAAUGACUACGAUCAACAUCUUGGAGGCUUCAUGACCGCCAACCCUAAUGUUGACAUUCCAGCUUAUGUUUGGUUUGCCUGUAACUUUGACUUCGCAUCAUUAUGCGGUUGGACCAAGGACACCAGUUCAGGAGCCGAGUGGUUCAUCCAGAGCAGCGAGGCUCCCGCUGUCCACAGAGGACCGACCUUCGACCACACAGGCAGUCCCGGGAACUUCAUCCUCAUUCAGCUGACAGACACAAUCACACCAAGUAAAACUGGAGAUGACAAGAGCGAGGAGGAGAAGGUGGCCCGGCUGGCCAGUUUACCCAUCACCACGCCAGACACCAGCCUGUGCAUGUCCUUCUGGUACCACAUGGCCGGCGACCACACAGGGGCGCUCCACAUCAGCUACAGGCAUGAAGCCGGCGAGGGCCAGAACCUGUGGACAAUGAUCAGCCAUCAGGGCAGCAGAUGGAGGGAAGGCCGCGUUGUACUUCCACGAACCAGGCUCCCAUAUCAGGUGGUGGUGGAGGGAGUCGCAGACAGACGCACCCCAGGCCACAUAGCAGUGGACGACAUCCAAAUCAUGGACAGACUCAACAUUCAGGACUGCAAGGAUCCAGAAGCCCCAACAUCUCCACCCACUAAGAUCUUGAUGCUACCCAUUGACUCCCUCUCUCAGGAAACAGGUGAACUCGGCAGGCCAGGCAACAUGCUGAAGACCAUAGACCCCAUCCUCAUCACCAUCAUCGCCAUGUCAGCUCUGGGCGUCUUCCUGGGCGCCAUCUGCGGCGUUGUGUUGUACUGUGCCUGCUCGCAGGGCAGCAUGACCGACAGGAACUUAUCUGCCCUGGAAAAUUAUAACUUUGAGCUGGUGGAUGGUGUCAAACUAAAGAAGGAUAAGAUUAACGGACAGACAAACAACUACUCGGAGGCGUGAGCUUGGAGACAAAGUUGCGGAGCCACAACGGCUCCGCGCGAGUGGACAUGUUACAAGCAGCCAGUCACAGGGCUGACGCCACCAAUGGGACUGCAGGGUUGGCUGAGAGUGAGCCAAUUUCAUUUUUAUUUCUCAGGAGCGUUGAUGGAAGGGACUCACCUGUAGGAGGCGCUGUGUAUAGAAAACCUGUACAGCAAAAAAAGAAAAAAAACUAUUUGUUUCUCGACGUGCUUUGUUGAUUUUAUGUAAUCACAUGCUGGUGUUGAGACCAAUUCAGAGGAAAAUAUCGUUUGUGAACUUUUACAGAAAGAUUUGAUGUUUCUGUUUGUUGUUUAUGUUGUCUUUUCAUUAGAAUGUUUUGCAGAAUGGGCAAAGUUAGCUUAACACGUGUCCCAGCGGACGUAUGACAGUGUGUGGACAUCUUACACUCAUAUACAUCUGCAUCCGAGGUGUGUCUGAAUACAUGAAGCGAGUGUGAGUUUCAGAGUGUGUGAUCUUGCGCAGGACCACUGACCUGCUCCGACAGUGCCUUUUUUUCCUGUUUUUCUGUUGCCUUGUUUUCUGCUGGUUGUUUUCCCAUCAGCUGUCAUUCUUUCCAGGAUUCCUACAUGGACUAAGGGAAAGGUUUUCAGACUGUGACCGUAAAGCAGCAUCUAUUUAUUGCUGUAAUUUUACCAUAAAACAGCAUCUGGUUACACUGACAUUCACUCAGCUGUUGAGUUCCAGGUUUAUAUAUGUAGAACUGAAGAAAACUAUGAAAACUCCCAAUAUGGUAAAUGUGUAGGGGCCCUGAAUGCCUCGUAUUCAUGGCACGUGAAACAUCCAACGUAUUGUACAUAAAGUUUUAAUAUAUAUUUGAGCGCCGUUUUCUCUAGAGGAAGACCAGUGCUGCAGUAUCCUUUAUGUUUCGGAAUCACACCCCUCCUUAUUCACCAGAAGCCGAAGGAUAUUAGUCAUUCCUGGAGUUUCAGAGAAGAAAACACUCAAAAAAGGGAAUUAAUGUAUUUACAGGGUAAAAACAGAAAACCUCAGCAGAUACAAGGACAGAAAGUCAAAGGAGUUUCAUUGAUUACACUUGGAUCUGGCAGGGCACACGAAGUGACUAUUAAACCGGCUCAACAACAUGGUGGCCUCAAUGCAAACUAACUGUAGGAACUCUGUUGAUAUUUUUCAUCUACUUUGAACUAGAAAAGCCUUAAAACCUAAUUGUAGGAAAUGAAUAAAGACACUGAAGUUUGCAUUCUUUUCAAAAAGGUAAAAAAAACUUGAUUGGCUUAAAAUUCUGAUUUGUAUCUAGUACCCAUUGUUUUCCAGGAAAUUGUUUUUUCUUUUGCAAAAGGAGAGUGGAUUCUAAUUGACUUUCAAACCUUGGACUCGUGAGCCAUGGAACAGUGGAUCAGAUCUUUACCCUUGCAAAGAUAGGGGUCAUGGAUGUAGGGCUGUCCAGUCCAUUUGCAUUACUUGGAUCUGAAGAGCACUUACAUCUGUCCCCUGAGGCCUCUUGUUGGAAUACAGAAUGCCAGGUUUUCUUUUUUAAUAGCUGUGUCCGUAUUGGGCACAAGGUUAACCCGGUUUGAAUCCAUUACGGCUGCCUCUUGUCAUUGAUCCCGUUUGUGGUGUUCAUGCACCGGAUCAGAAGGCAUAUUAUUGAGAGGUGGUUUCGAAACUUCUGGGUCCCACCUUUGGGUUUUUUUGCAGAUGAUAUGGGGCUGCUGGCCCCAUUAAGCCAUGACCUUUACUUUACAUUGAGGUGAAUCUAAUCUAUAGAGUCUGAGGCUUUGGUUCUCAAUAGAGAAAAUGGUGGACUGUUACCUUGUUGGGGGGGCAGUCUCUGCCUUAAGAAGAGAGGUUCAAGUGUCUUGAUGAUGGUAGAAGAGUUGAAGAUGGAUAGACAGACUGUCAAGGUCAAGAAAGAUCUGAGCUAAAAGGUAAACCCCUUGAUUUACUAAUUUAUAUCCCAACACUUACCGUUGUUACGAAUGAUAUGGAUCGUGACCAAAAGAACAAGUAUCCAGGUACAAGCAGCUGAAAUUAGCUUCAUUUGUAACUUCGCUGCAUUUAUUGUUUGAGGUAGGGUAAGCAGCUUGGAGUAGAGCAUCUGAUUAGGAUUCAUGGUGAUAUUUGUUGGUUUACUGGCAGCAUUCUAUUGGCAGGAGACCCCAUGCCAAAACCAGAACUCACUGGAGGAACCUUAAAUGCCUUCAAGGCUGGGAACGCAUUUGGAUCUCCUAGAAGGAGUUAUGGAAAUUCAUUUGGAAGGAUGUCUGGAUUUGUCUUACCUCUGUGACCUAAUCUUAGACAAAUGGAAGAUGUUGGAAAAGUUUUGGGGUAUUUGGUUUCUUUUUUAUUAUAGGGAUAAUCUUUCCUCACCUUUGGCAUUAGAAAUGAGCCUUUGUUGAAAGAUUUAAUAUGCCAUCCAGCAGGAUGAACCACUUUUUGUGACUUGUCUGUUUAUACUAAACUUUCUAGUGAGAAAAGCUGUUUCUUCCUCCAAAGAACAGGUAUGAAAAUUAUUUUAUAUGAAGUUGAAAAAACAGUCUUGAUUUCAUGUUAGUUUUCUCUUGGCUAAGCAAAUAGCUUUGCUUCUGUUUGGUUCUGUUUGAAGUUUGGUUUUUGUUUUUAAUUUGGGGUAUAUUCAAAUCAUCAUUCUAAACCAAUCAACAUACCUGAAAACUGUGUUUUCUGUGGAACAUUGGGAAUAUUACCUGAAGAUUUGUUUUACAUUUUAAUAGAAACUCUGGGAAGCAAGCUGUGCCAUCCUUUAACAGUUUGUUUGUGUUCAUGAACAGGACAAUAUGUCCAUUAUCUUUCCAAAAGAACUGGGGAAAAAUAUACAAAUAUGUAAUGUAUUUUCGCCUCUUUCAUAGGAAUGUGUGUGAUGUUUCAGCCAGACUCCAUUAAAGAACAAGGAUGCUGCAGCACUCGUCCUGAAAACAAAUGUUGCACUGAUAUAUUUAAAAAAGAAAUAUCUAUGUGUUUAUGAUGUUGAUUUAUGAAAAGAGAGGAGGAAAGACAGUGAGGGCAAUGUUAUUGUUGCUUCUUUUCAACAUGGUUUCAGACAGCCGUGGUAUAAUUCUGAAUUGUACAAUUUACAGAGAUGUUUUUCAUUCUCGAAAAAGCUUAUAUACGAGUAACGAUUUUAUUUACUUGGUAUAAUAUCACGUUAUGUUUUUUGUACCGUCACUGAUGUACGUGCCAUUGUUUUCUUCCAUUUUUCUUUGUAUGACGAGAAAAUGUUUUACUUUCUGUACUGUUUCUGUAGUUUUCUUGUCUAAAGAAAAAACAAAACAAAGGAAAACAAGGAAGUAAAAAGAAUCAGAAAGCUGUGAGGCCUUAUGUGAUUUAAAGUAUUGUUUGUACUUUGACUUUCUGCUCAGCACCCGACUCAUCCAUCUCUGUUGUUUCAGACUCUCAUCACUGACUAUUACAUUCCAAAGAAUUGGGUCAAAUAAAUGUUUUAAAUAAAA